AUGUCCAAAAGAUACUCGAUAAUGGGUAAAGGGCCAGACUCUCAGACAUCUGACGACAAAGUUGUAAAUCCUUAUGAAGAUCUUAAACGGAAAUCAGAAUUGGAAAAACACAGGAAGGAGCUAUUUCAGAAAUACCACUCACCCAAGAUUAUUAUCGACGACGAUCCGAUUAUCCCCAAGUUUCGAACUCUUGAAAAUUCGAAAAGACAUGCUGACUAUAACAUGAAGUUGGUCGUGGUGGGCGAUGGAGGUUGUGGGAAAACAUGCUUAUUAGUUUCAUAUGUUCAACACAAAUUCCCUGAGAUAUAUGUUCCAACCGUAUUCGAAAAUUAUGUCGCCAGCGUAGCUGCUCCUAACAACAAGUUGAUAGAACUUGCUCUAUGGGAUACGGCUGGACAAGAGGAAUACGAUAGGCUACGUCCAUUAUCUUAUCCAGAUGCUGAUAUUUUAUUGAUAUGUUUUUCCUUGGAUAACAUUACCUCCCUACAGAACGUGAAAGACACUUGGUUUCCUGAAGUUUCUCAUUUUUGCCCUGGGAUUCCUAUUAUACUUGUCGGGACAAAGGCCGAUUUACAUAGUCUGAUCGACUCUGAUUUGCCUAUUCAAGUUGCGACUGACAUAAAUGCCAUUGGCUACAUUCAAUGCUCAGCCAAAACCAUGUUUAACGUUAAAACAGUCUUUAACUUUGCAUUGAAUCAAUUUCAGAAACAGCAGCAGAUGCAGGAGCAGUUAGAUAAGUCUUCGAAAAAGAGAUUAUCGAAGGUGUUAGGUGGUGGACACACAAGAAAUCAAUCUUCUACAUCGAGAGGUCACAAUAAAAAUACAUCCAUAGCAUCGAGCAUACUAUUGGAUACUCCGUUGGCAGAGGACGAAUACCAGUCUAACCCUUACGGCACUUUCAGUCCUAACAAGUAUAAUGAGGAAGAAUUUGCAUUUACUAGAAAGGACGCUGGAAAGAGGAAGAAGAAAAGGAGAUGUAUAAUUUUAUAG
Messenger RNA from Priceomyces carsonii, 990 nucleotides. It is a transcript of the gene CRL1, whose product is annotated as Rho family GTPase. Gene Ontology annotation, biological process: small GTPase-mediated signal transduction. Gene Ontology annotation, cellular component: cytosol. The transcript has a single exon. Gene Ontology annotation, molecular function: GTP binding; protein kinase binding; GTPase activity. The record is from RefSeq and is a predicted model, not a curated record. Bases 1 to 990 code for a protein of 329 amino acids. NCBI's taxonomy places the organism in Eukaryota, Fungi, Ascomycota, Pichiomycetes, Serinales, Debaryomycetaceae.